CAGAACUGUUGCAAAGAAGGUCGAGCUCAAAGUGCUGAGGUUGUACAGAGUCGUGUGCGACCUGUACUAGUUCUCCCUCGCGCAAAAGGGACGAAAGCUGCCCAUCGGUGCUAAUCGUAAUCGAUCGGCAAAGAGCCACCCCGUUUUGGUCUUCGGUUUUCGGCAUUGAUUUCUAAUUCAUUUGUGCGACCCCGACCUCUCCUGCCUAUUCCAGUAGACCAACAGAAAUCUUUUGCAAAAACCGUAUUACUCAAGCAUGGCGCCGCAAUCCUCAGGGUCGCGAAUGAGUUUGGGUCUCCUCGUGUCCUCGCAAAAACAUGCUGCAGAGAGAGACGAGACGAGGUGUAUAUUGAGGGACGAAUCCACCUGCCUGCAGAAAGAGAUGCCCACCAUGACAAAACGUCGGCUUCUUCUUCCCAAUUUCUACUCUUCUCCCACAACGACUCUGCUCGCGAUUGUUAGUGCGGCAAACUUGUUCUGCUCUCUUUUCCUGCCGACUUGUUCCGCUCUCAGUGUCGUGCAUACAAGAACCGGACGAGGAGAAGGUCAUGCAACAAGGAGCAGAGUCUUCACGUCGACAUCAUCAGUAAACAACAAGGGCCUUUUCAUUUCCUCUGAAGUCUCGAGCGGUAGGGAGGACCAGCGAACUGGACAAGAAUUCAACUUUGACGAACAGGACACCUCUGCGGGCCGCAGUGAUAGUACGAACACGCUUUUAAAUAAGCACAGUACCAGUUCUAAUAUCAAGUCCACGCUACUCGAUCGUUCUCUCUCUUCGAUCAACGAGAUGUUAGAGAAAAACUGGAAACGGAAAGACGUGCUCGACAAUCUGUUGCACACCCACGAGCACAAGUUCACCGAGAAAAUGCAGCAUUUGCGGAAAGAGCUGCAGAGACAGAGCUCCGCGCUGUCGCAAAUCGCGCUUGAACAGGCGGAAAGCAGGAAUAGUGUCGACGGAAGCAAGUCCGAGAUUGCGCGCCUGCGGAGAAGGUACAAGCUCGAAGUUGAGGAACAGUGCGGGAAGGAGGUGGACAGGAUCGGGAAAGAGAAAAAACGAAAAUUACUGGAGUUGAAAGAUCGGAGGGAAAUGUACGCCAAGUAUUUUGGGAAAAGAGUUAGGGGUCAAAAGAGUAACGAGACAAAAUCCUCUGCUGCUUCGUCGGAUGUCGACAGUAGUAGCACUUCUGCAGUUCUUUCUUCCGAGCCUUGUUGUCCCCCGUACGACGAGGACACUCUGGAUUUUCUGAUCGGGGAAACCGAGGACGCGCUGCAGACACACACGGAAGAGCAGGAAAGUAAAGAAAAGCAAUGCGAGAAUCAAAGAACCGACCUCAACAACCGCAUCGCGGCACUGCAGAACGAGGAGAAGCAAGUCGCAAGAAAAAUGAGCCACACGGAGCAGUUGCGGAAGAGGUACCAGGAUAUGAAAAAAGGUUUGGAAAACGAACUAGCGCAAGUGAAAAGAGACUUCAACAUCCGCACAAAGAGUCUGAAGGAGGAAAGAUCGGGCCUUGCUUCCUCCACCUGCACCUACACAGAUGUGAGAAACCAGGUCGCGCAGGAACAGACCUUUGAUUGCGAAAUGACUCCGUGGAAGCCGAAAAGUUUGUGUACGAAGCAGUGCAGAAAUGGGAAAUUGGAAAAACCGGGGAAGAUGCUGCUAACUCGGGAAAUUCUGCGAAACAGCACGCAGUACGGGAUUUCCUGUUUUGCGGACGGGAAGAACGGGAAAAAGUCGGUUUUAACCGCGACAGAGAAAGAAGUGAGCUGCAACGACGUGGCGUGUUAAGGAAAGAAAAUUUUUCAACAUGGGACGAGGGAGACACGACUCUUAUACUUUUCUUGCAGGGUGUAGGUGUUGACGUUCUCCUGGGUGACAAUUUUGAUGUCAUGACACAGAUACAGAAAAUCCACCAUGCCUGCAUGCCAAGCGAAUGACAUAGGGAAAAAUGGGCUGUACUUUACAAGUUCGCUGAAGAGAAGCAGCUUUAAUUUCUGAGAAAUCUCGUCCCGUCCUUCUCCUUUCUUUUUCCAAUACUCCCCCGGUCGAUUGCAAGCUCGGGGACUGGACGGAUUGGUCGGAUUGUAGUGCAAUUUGCGGGUUCGGGACCACCAUGCGCACCCGCGAAGUGCUCCAGACCCCGCUGCACGGCGGCAAGGUUUGUCCGGCUGUGCAGGAGCGGAAGCCCUGCAACCCGAACGGGGCGUGCGACAAGGACUGCACUGUCAGUGAAAGCUGGGAGCCACUGACUACGGAAGCGGACGGCAAAGUAGAGACCGGCUGUUCGCGGGCCUGUGGGGGUGGGGUUUUGAAGUUUGAGAAAAAGAUCAAGGAGCCCGCGAAGGGUAGCGAGGGGCAGUGCUUGAGAAAGUGGUACGAAAAAACUGAAAGCUGUAAUGAAGAAGCAUGUACUUCAACUUCUAGUACUAGUAGUGCGGAAGAAGCAGGACCCGGAGGUCCUGUUACUAGCAAUAGUAUGUAGUGAGGUCACCGAACGGUUCUAACCGGGGAGUUUUUUUGCCAUAUACCCAGAAAAACGACCGGCAGUUUUCAAGCGGGCGGAAGUGUAUUUUGACAAAAAAGAUUUCCAAUUAUCAAGCGGCUGGGGCUUUGCCAUCAAACAAGCCCGGUCGAAAACUGUCGAUUCGUACUUGAUAAAACGACGCAGGGGAGCCGGCAAAAGGGGCGCCCUUCUGAGGCGCCCGCCGCCUUGGUUUCUGGCGAUUUGGGGCGCCCAAAAAGGGGCGCGCAAAAAACGCGCCCAAAAUCAGAACAGCGAAACAAUAUGGCACGGCCGCGAUUUCGGAGCAUUUUGGGCGUCCGCGAAAGCGGCCGCCUUUUCGCCGGUUUCAGAGCCUGGGAAGCUUUGCAAAAAGCGCCGGCGUGAAAAAUAAAAACGCGAAAAAGAAAAAGCGCCCCAGACGCGCAAAGCCAAUCCGCAUGCUAUGGGCCCGAUUUUUCUUCGCUUUUUGGGCGCCCCCCGUGGCACCCGGAUCGGCCCCAUAGCAUGGGGGCUCGCCUGCGGAAACGAAUUUCUGGAAUUUGCGAAAAUUUGCGACGUUUAUCGAGCGGCCGCCAUACCGUGCGGCCUAACGUUACUCACGGCGGUAUGGCGAGCCAAGAAAAAGCGAAGCCGCGGCCAAAGCGAUGGCCGGCAAGAAAACGCCCACGACCUCACUACCUCCGCCCCGGCGGCUAUAUUUGGCACGCGAGCAACUACCUCCUCCCCCGUCCAGUUCCAAUGCGGCGCGCGCAACGUGGUCUUAAUCGUGGACCAAUCUGGCUCCAUGAACGACACGGAAGUAAGUUCUUUCCGGAACCAAUUUCGCCAUAGCAUGAUGAAACAAAUCUCCGACUACACGGACCACGUCCGUUUUGCGGAGCUGGCGUUUGGGAACACAGCUGCUUCCCUCCCCGAGCCGAAAGUGAAGAAGAGCAUUGAAAAAGCGCAGCGGGAUUUAGUCACUGAAUACACGGCGGAUAACGGCGGCGCGUCUCUGGCGACUUCUGGGGUGGACGGAAACUUUUUACAACUGCAAGAACACCGAGCUGCGGAUGAAAUGUUGGCCGAUCAGGAGAGGAACAGCUUGUCCUCUUCCCUCGCCUCAUCUGCUACUGGAAGUAAAACUUCGUCUUCAAGAACUCCCAAGAUGAAUCUUGGCUUUGGCACCCACGUGGCUUCGGCGCUGAAGAAAGCCCGGGACUUGUUCCAGGAGAUUCAUUCCAGUCGGAAAGCCGGCCGGAAACUGCGCGAAGCAGAAUUAGCCAAGGUGCCCGGGGGCGUGGUCUUGGCGAACCGGGUGAAAGUGAAUUUGAAACUGAACCAACCGGAGGGCAGCGACGUCAUUGUGGUUUUCAGCGAUUGUAAAUGGUCGAGGAAACACCUUAUCCACGAAGAAAUGAAAAAGUUCGCCACGCCGAGUGCGAAUGGAGAGAGAACAAAGACGACCCAAGUUCUGCUCGUGCUCGGUGGUGGAAACGGGUCCUCUGGGGAGAAAGUUGACACGGCGAAAAAUGAGAUUCUGGAAGAGGAGUACGUCCCGAGCCAGCACGUGUUCGCAGCCACACCGGAGGCGCUGAGCGGGAAGAAUGGGGAGGAGCAGCUGGACCUCUUCACGAACAUCUUGUCAGGAAUUUGUCCGAAAGUUCUGGCAAUGAAUGCUGCAGCGGGGGGGACUACAGGGUCUGUAGGAUCAUCUUCUACCUCCACGGGCGGACCUUCCGCUGCAUUCAUGCUUCACGGUAAAACUACCGCCGACAACAGUUAUCUACCAGAACCACAUCUUCAACCACCUAGAACUACAUACACCACGAAGCAGCGCGAAAACACGAUAAAUACGGCAUUGGAGGGGACAGCGGAAAGCUCGCGGUCGGUCAUGUCCGAUGUGCGAAGAGCGAUUCGGGAAAUGGAACAUUUGUGAUUCAAGUAGUAGAAGUGGUAGCCGCAGAAGUAGUAAUUCUACAAAGGCAGGAUUGCUUCUCCAAUCGAAUUUGAAUGCCCGCGUUUCCAUACAUAUGUUUCGAAAUUGUUGUACGGUGCCUAGCGUUUCGAUAACGUGUAGAUGGCUCAAAUUUUCUUUUCCAACCAGAGCCUCCUCGAGACUCAGUGAGUUUUGCUUUGUCGUUGGUAUGCAUUACCUCCUGGCAAAGUCGCUGAUCAACGAGAAUCAGAACUAGACGAGAAGUAGUCUGACGUCUGUG
Amoebophrya sp. A120 is the source of this 4702-nucleotide messenger RNA. The record is from the annotation of a GenBank genome assembly. NCBI's taxonomy places the organism in Eukaryota, Dinophyceae, Syndiniales, Amoebophryaceae.